Messenger RNA from Racocetra fulgida, 635 nucleotides. Lineage: Eukaryota; Fungi; Glomeromycota; Glomeromycetes; Diversisporales; Gigasporaceae. The record is from the annotation of a GenBank genome assembly.
AUACAAGUGCUAUUAAAACCCAAAUUAAAUUGUUUAAACUAUAUUUUACUGAAUUAAGCACUCUUCAAAAUAAGUUAAAAAAAUAUUUUAUUUGUGAAAUACACUAUAACCAAAUUUUUGCAAAAGAUAAUUAUUUAAAUUAUUUAAAAGAUGAAUCAUUACCUUACCCAAGAAAGCAAAGCCGCAAUUCUAAUACCUUAAAUUUAAAUAGCGUAGAAAUGGAUAGCGAUCUUUUAACGCAAAUUGAAAAUUUAAAGAAUUCUCUUAAUAUUCUUAUAACUGAACAUUCUAAACAAUUACAAGUUAUUGAAGUUAAGAAUAGUUUAAUUUCUGAGUUAGAGCAUAAAUGUGAAUACUUUAAAAAGCAAGUCAAUGAUCUUAGUCUUAGAUUAGAAAGCUUAGAUAAAUAUAAAAGUCAAGUAGAGAUAUUAACAAAUGAAAAAAAUAAAUUAAAAAAUGAAAAUAAAACUGAUUUACUUACUGAAAAUAAUAUUAAUCAAUUAUUUUAUUUAAGUGAUGAUAUGAAAAAUAUAAUUGAAAUAAAGCUUCACGAUUUUAUUAAUGAAAUAAUAAGUAAUUUGUAUUCUGAAAAAAAUCAAGAAGCUAAUAAAAUAGAUAAACUAGUUGAGAAGUAA